This is a messenger RNA of Mizuhopecten yessoensis (Yesso scallop), 1389 nucleotides long. RefSeq lists its product as uncharacterized. NCBI's taxonomy places the organism in Eukaryota, Metazoa, Mollusca, Bivalvia, Pectinida, Pectinidae. The coding region runs from base 1 to 1287 and encodes 428 amino acids. The transcript is spliced from 3 exons. The record is from RefSeq and is a predicted model, not a curated record.
AUGGCCUCCAAGCGAGCGCGGCAUGAUGCUACUGAUGAAGAAGGUGAACAAAAUGUGCAUCGUAAACGAGAUUCAGACACAUGUCAAUGUGAUAUUGGUAAGGACACAGUAUUUAUAGAUAUUCCUACAAAGAUCAUCAAUGGAAUAAACUUUGCGCUUGACGCUCUUAUUAAGGAAGAUUGCUUUUUACCUUCCAUUACCUUGACACCACUCAAAAUUUUAAUGUGCAACGGGGCGGAUAAACAUGAAGGAUUUCCGUUUUCCAAGGCAUAUUGCAGCACGGACAUGUAUGACACGGACUAUGCAUUUGGAACUGUAUUCAGAAAGGGUAUAAACAUGCUGAUUGACAUGUUUCAACGACGUACCCCGGGAAAUCGGCAGCACAGAUUCGUUUUGAGCAGACUGUUGCAUUACUUGAGUGACAUGGUGAAUAACGACUUGGAGUCAUUGGAAGCUGAUAACCUGACAUCUUUAAAGGAGACACAGCUGUCUUCUGUACUAGUAAAUCAUCUUUUUGGGAAGUUGUCAGCCUCCUCAUCAUUUGUAAUCGACAAGCAAUGCAAAGGAAAAGAAGAAUGUCGGAAAAAUAACAAAGAAAAUGUCCCAUGUCCGUGUGGAGGUGAAGGGUGUCAACUUUCUGGAUAUUAUGGAGACACAAGUAUAGGUAAUGAAUUGGUUUGGCAUGGGAGAGUGGACACCCUUGUUAAUAAUGAAGUGAUUGUGGACACAAUAGUAGAUGAUGACGAUUCAAGUCGUAGUCCUGGAGAAAACUCAUCUGUGGAAGAGAAAAUGAGAUCUUGGUCCUUGAUAAGGAGUCACCAAAUAAUUGCAGAAACCAUUGUCUUCUCGUUUCUUAAAAAACAAAGGAACCGAGAAAAGGAUGCAUUCCUUUUUCCUUGUGUUGCAGUUUCAGAUCAGGACAUGGUAAUUUAUUUCUAUGAUUCGUUUCAUGAUAUUCUUUUAGAAAGUUCAAAAAUUCCUUUGCAUGGUGUUUUAACGGGCCCUGUAACUGGAUCAGUGAACUUGAUUGCUGUGUUGGUUUCCUGGCUUGUGGUUAACCAUAAGUACCUGUGUGAUGGUGUUGUAGAAGAAAUGAAAACCACAAGAGCUGGAUUUUUCUCACAGGCAGGAUCAAAACUCAGAAUUUAUGAAAAAUACAUAAAACUUGGAGAUGUUGGAAAUGCAUCUCGGGUGUCGCACGAUGCCACGGAAAAUGUAUUUAGGAAACGACAUAUAGAUCCUGAAAUGAUAGAGCGAAAGCAAUUGAUUAGAACAAAGGAUAACUAGUUAUUUGUUAUUGAGGCACACACAUUUACAUACUGUUUCCAGACGAAUUGUGAAACCAGUCAUUUAGAUUGGUGUGUUAAUGACUACAUGAUUAAAAAUAAU